AUGAAUCGGCAGUCCAUUGUUUUAGCUCCUGUUUGUUUCUCGUAUUUUCUUGUCAUUAUUCUUCUAUCUCAAUCAACUAGACCUGUUCAAUCUAUUGCUUUAAGUAGUCUUUGUGGACAUUUUGGUCAUUCAUGUUUUGGAGGUAAUUGGGGUAAACGUGAGUUAUUAGCAUCUUCAUUAGCACCGGAUAUUAUUCAAGAGAGUACUGAUACAAAUGAUGAUCGUACAGAGAUACCAACGGCAUAUUAUAAAGAAUCAAUGAAUGAUUUUCUUUUAGAACAACUACGAUCGAAGUUAAUUCGACAACGAUUACGUCAAUUACUUGAAUUAGAAUAA
Messenger RNA from Rotaria sp. Silwood2, 336 nucleotides. NCBI's taxonomy places the organism in Eukaryota, Metazoa, Rotifera, Eurotatoria, Philodinida, Philodinidae. The record is from the annotation of a GenBank genome assembly.